This is a messenger RNA of Theileria parva strain Muguga, 4656 nucleotides long. RefSeq names its product ABC transporter family protein (gene abcC6). Gene Ontology annotation, cellular component: membrane. Gene Ontology annotation, molecular function: ATP binding; ATP hydrolysis activity; ABC-type transporter activity. The coding region runs from base 1 to 4593 and encodes 1530 amino acids. The record is from RefSeq and is a predicted model, not a curated record. Lineage: Eukaryota; Apicomplexa; Aconoidasida; Piroplasmida; Theileriidae. Gene Ontology annotation, biological process: transmembrane transport. The transcript has a single exon.
AUGGGAAAAACUAGAGAUAUUUCAGAAUUAUUUAAUGAAAAGUUCCAAGAUGCAGUUGAAAAACCUGGUUCCGAACAUCAUUACUGGGAAAGUAAAUCAUAUUCCAAAUCCUAUUUCAAAAACAAGUCCCGUUUUUUAAAGUUUAGGUAUUAUGACUCUGUCACUGUUUUGAAAUUCCUUUUCUUCCAUUGGGUUGGUAAAUGGGCUUUUCUUCUUUCUAAACAAUAUGUAGAACCAUACAAACUACACCCCUUGCCCGUUGACGAUCAAAUCCUAUAUUGGUACCCGAUUUUCUCAAAGAAUGUUAGUGAUGGUAUACUUAAAUUAGAGUCAUAUGAAACAAGACAAUAUGGACAUCCAACUGUCAAGCCUACCAGAUCUGUUCUAUUAAGAGCCCUAUUCCUAACGUUUUGGAAGAGAACAACAUUUGGUCUCCUAGGUAUUAUAGUUACUAAUGUCCUUAGUAUGAGCAUUGCACUACUGGUCAAGCAUUUACUUGAAAAUUUGAACACCAAGUCGUUUGCUCUUCUGAAAAUAUUUCUGUUCCUAUUUGCUAUAAUAGGCCUACAGAUUGUUGAUGGACUUUUAAUCGAGAACUUCACCUUUUAUCUGAAUCGAUUAAGACUUGUCUGGGAACAUUCAGUUUCUGUAUGCGUAUUCCAAAAUGGCAUUUCACACAGACGUUUCUUCAAUAAUAACGUAAACGGGUCUAAUAUGCUAAAUGUCUGUAACACUGUCUUACACAGCUGUUCUCCUGAUUCAGAAUGUUCCAGAAACCCAUUAUAUUGUCCCGCCAGGCGUUUUCAGAACAAAGAAAUUACUCCUAUCAUAUUUACGUUUGAAUAUAAUGACUGCUUUUACGUUUCAAUGUUUUUGGAAUCCGCAGUACCAAUUGUCAACUUUUUGUCAAACUUUAUCUAUGGUGUUGUGUUGAUUUCCAUGGAGAUUAAGAUUAACUUGUGGGUCCUAUACGUGCUUGGCGUUGUCUUCUGCUUUUUAAUGGUCGUUGUUGAAAUCAUAAACACUUAUUUACUCCACUUUGUUUGCCUUGUAAAGGAUUAUAGGAUAGGAGAAUGUGUUGAAAUUAUAUCCGAGUUACCUCUCAUCAACAAAUUACUCUACGAUGACAUUGCUAUCAACAUCAUUACUGAGACUAGGAAUUCUGAGUUAUUGUUGAUUUUGGUUAGGUUCUUCUUGACGCUGAUCAAUAAGUCGUUGUUUGUUAUUUGCAACAAUGUGACAUUCUUUGUCUUGAUGAAUUAUUUUGUAAAAUCAGUUAGAGACGCGGAGGUUAUUAAGGACGUUGAGGUUGGAGGAUUCUUAUCAUCAUUUUACGUAUUUUUCAGGAUUAUCAACUCAAUGUUCAUGCUUCCUUAUGCACUUGGAAGACUGGCAACUGCUUACAUAUCAUACAACAGAGUUAAAAAAUAUCUGAACGAAUGUUCACCUAACUUUUACGUAAGUGACAACCGAUUUCCUGGAUCAACACAGAUGUCAUCUGACCUACCUGAUGUAACCAAUGAGCUUGCUAAGGAUGUUGUAAUGUUAUAUAAGGAUGCCUCAUUUGCAUGGGUCCACAGUAAGAAGGAUUUUGCCAGUAAGAGCAAUGAAGUUCAGAUGAAGAAUGUUAACUUUCAACUUAAGAGGGGCGAAAUUGUCAUAAUGACAGGGACACAAGGUUGUGGAAAAUCUAACUUAAUAAAGUCAGCUCUUGGUGAGAUGACUUUGGUUGGAGGUUCAAUGGCAGUAGUUCCUCUACACACAUCAAUGCCAAUAUUUUACGCAUCUGAAGGAAUUUGGCUCAAAGAAGGAACUAUUAGAUCAAACAUAACAUUCGGCCAUAGAUUUGAUGAGGACAUUUAUGAAUCAGUUAUCAAAGCACUUGAACUUGAAACUGAUAUAUUAUCAUGGGAGAAAGGUGACUUGAGAGUUGUAUCAGAUAAUGCUCACUCACUCAGUUGUGGUCAGAGAGUUAGAAUGGAAAUGGCUCGCGCUAUCUAUGCCUACCUCAUAUUCAGUAAAGUGAACAAGGAUUACAAUAGAAACCAGUGUUCAUUCCUAAUGUGUCUGGAUUCACAGUUUCAUGGGUUAGAUCCCUACGUAUCAAGAACUGUAUUCUUCAACCUGUUCAAUGCUAAGAAUGGUCUACUAGUUAGGGACGAUCUUGCGGUUAUAGUUUCUUCAUCACUAACCUUGCUGGAUAAAUGUGUCAGAGCUUCAGACUUGGUUAAGUUCCCCAGAAUUCCCGUAUACGAGAUUGAUAACAAAUCUGUUCAUUUCAACUGUUAUUUGUCAGACAUUUUUAAAGACAAGAAGACACAAAAUGCCUUUGAGUAUAUCACACCUCCUUCAGGUCCAUAUAAGUUGAAUUUCUUUACCAAGGAUAUGAUGAAACUAUGUUAUUCAAGCUCAAACAAUAGUUUAUCCAGGAAUUACCUCACCAAAUCGAAGUACAGACGUUCAUUAUCAUCUAUAAUCCAGGAAUGUUAUCCCGACGAUAAAUUUAACCCAUAUCUACUGUAUUUUAAAGCGGCAGGAUUUGCAUUUGUUCUGUUCACGAUCUUUUCUCUAGCAUCAAGUAUUAUGGAUAAUUCCAAGUUUGUUCUUGCAACCAACCUCACAGAUUAUAUGUUCAAAAAAAUAGGCGAUUAUGACGAUGGCGUCACUGUUGACAUGUCCGAUGUUGUAUCACACAGCGAUUCUGCCCUCAACGUAAUGCUGAUUAUUGUGUCAGUUAUUAUGGGUUGUUCCCUAAUAUCGAUAUUAUUUUUCACGGUUUCCACUCUAAUGGCCUCAAAAAGAAUACAUGAAUAUUGUCUCACCUCAGUCUUCAAGAACAGCUCAUCAGUGAUUAAGAUCAAAAAGCAGAUAAACCAAAUCAUAACAUAUUUUUCUUCAGAUAUGCUAUUCAUCGACCAAUAUAUUGGUGAUAUGAUCUUUACCACUUUCUUGGCAUUCAUUCAAACAGCCAUUUCCAUUGGAACUCUAUUUUACACAAUUCCCCUUUCUGUUCCAUUUAUUGCCGUAUCACUGGUCAUUGCCUUUGAAUUCGUAGUGUUGAAGAUUGUCAAGUCAUUUAAGACCAUUCAACUGGGAUCACUAGAAACUAUGUCACAUGUUAACAAGACAUGCGAGGAUGCCAUAUUAGGAGCAGCAAUUCACAGAAGCUUUAAAAAGGAAUGGGAGUUGGUUAAUGAUCUUAUCGAAAGAACAGAUUAUAAAAUGAGGUGUUGGUUCCUGGCAACUUCCUUGGGAAGUUGGACUUCAGUUCUCUUCAAUUGGUUAUUUUCACUUACAACCGCUCUGUUCCUCACAGGUCUGAUCAUAUUUGACAAGUUUACUGACUUUAAGAUGAAUGUUGGAUACUUUGGAUUAGGUUUAUCACUUGGAAGCAGCGUUAUUAAAUCUUUCAACAAUUGUUCGUUUUGUUUUGCCAGGCUGCAGGUUUUUAUAUGUUCACUUCGAAGGUUCCAGUGCUUUAUUCCUCCAGGUACCAAGUGUGUUUUUGACAAAUUCCGCAAUGUUCAUGAAGAGGAUCUAGUUAUCAGUUCAUCAAAACCUGAGGACCAAGUUAAUACAGCUAACUUGCUUAGGAGAAGGGCAAUUGAAUUCAAAGACACCAAUCCCAACUUCUUAAAGAGGAUGGCGUAUAAGCCAAAGUUCAACUUCAUGUACGUUUCGAAAUAUCUCCCAUCUGAACACACUGGCCUUGUGUUGAAGGAUUUAUGUGUUUACACCAAUUCACUGAUGAAUAAAGAAGGCCUCAUCCUUAACAACAUCAACGCAACACCCGGCAAAUCUGAUAUCAUUGGAAUCAUUGGCAGAACAGGUGCUGGUAAGACAACUCUUCUAUCUGUGCUAGAAAACAAUGUUAGAAAUAGAACAGGUCAAGUCCUGUUGGAUGGUAGAGAUUUACAAGAAAUUCCCAAAAGUGUCGUGAGACACAUUGUUGGCGUUCUUCCUCAGUUACCAUUUGUUUUCAAGGGCUGGACUGUCCGAAGGUUCUUGGAUCCAAGAAGACUAUUCACUGAUGAGAAGAUCAACGAGGCUCUUGAAAAUUGCGGUCUUCUUGAUUUUGUAAAUAGCCUUCCAGGUGGAAGAAGACUCGAUACUGUAAUUGUUCCCAAACCACUUAACAUGGCUAAAAACUUUUUUGAACAAUCACCAAAAGAGUCGUUUAACAAAGGUAAGGAACCUUACCCUGAAGAAAGGGCAAUGACCAUGGAUGACCUUAGGUCAGCAGGUACAAUGUUAUCUGUAAGUCAGCUCAGAACACUUUGGUUUGCGAAGUUAGUAUUGUGCAGACAUCAGUACAGAAUGUUAAUCAUUGAUGAACCACCGUCUGAUAACAUUUCUGAGGAUGAGUUGGAGGCUCAAGAUAUGGGCGUACCAAUUUACGAAUUACUGGAUAAAUACUUUAAGCACUGCACCUGUUUCGUUACUGCACACUUCUCUAAGGUUCUCAAAUCUUGUACAUCCGUAUGGGUAAUGCAUCAAGGCAGACUUAUAAGGACUUGCAGUGUUUCAGACGUAUCCAAAAAUGAUUCUAUUUCGAACAUCAUCGAAGAGAUGGUUACCAAAUACUCAAACUAAUUUUAAUGUAGUAAUAUUUAACAAUGCAAAAUUGCAUUAAAACUAUUAAUUUUUCAGUCUAUA